AUGUCGUCCGAACUCGCUACCACAUACGCCGCCUUGAUCCUUGCCGACGAGGGUAUCGAGAUCUCUGUGCGUUCACAACGCGUCGCAUCGUGUCUAAUCACCGUACCAGCACUGAGCAUGUAACCCUUGCCUAUCGAUCGUCACAGUCUGAGAAGAUCAUCGCUCUUACCACCGCCGCCAAGGUUGAGGUCGAGCCUAUCUGGGCCAACCUUCUCGCCAAGGUCGGUCUCUCCCUUGAUCCCUACGAAGGAAGAGAACCCCACGCUGACCCGCCAUGUCCUUCCUACAGGCCCUCGAGGGCAAGGACGUUAAGGACUUGUUGUCGAACGUUGGUGGUGGAGGGGCCGCCGCUCCCGCCGCCGCCGCCGGUGGAGCCGCUCCCGCUGCCGCUGCCGCCGCCGAGCCCGAGAAGCCCAAGGAGGAGGAGAAGGAGGAGUCCGAUGACGAUAUGGGCUUCGGAUUGUUCGAUUAA
Molecule: messenger RNA, 472 nt
Organism: Microbotryum saponariae
Lineage: Eukaryota; Fungi; Basidiomycota; Microbotryomycetes; Microbotryales; Microbotryaceae
Source: the annotation of a GenBank genome assembly